Molecule: messenger RNA, 2017 nt
Organism: Nothoprocta perdicaria
Lineage: Eukaryota; Metazoa; Chordata; Aves; Tinamiformes; Tinamidae
Gene: CETP
Product: cholesteryl ester transfer protein
Exons: 16
Coding region: 16-1533 (505 amino acids)
Biological process (GO): cholesterol homeostasis; phospholipid homeostasis; cholesterol metabolic process
Cellular component (GO): high-density lipoprotein particle
Molecular function (GO): triglyceride binding; cholesterol binding; phosphatidylcholine binding
Source: RefSeq, a predicted model, not a curated record
CUGCUCCGGCCGAGGAUGCUCGGCGCCGGCGCCGCGAGGCUCGGCGCCCUCGGGCUCUUGGCGGCGCUGCUCCGCGCGCUAGCGGCCUGCGAGUUCGGGCCGCUGCCGUACCGCGCCACGGGCAUCGCCUGCCGCAUGACGAAGCCUGCGGCGCUGCUCAUGAACCAGGAAACGGCGCAGGUCAUUCAGGUGGCCUUCAGAAACGCCAGAUUCCCCAACAUCACUGGAGAAAGGGCCGUGCGCUUCCUCGGCAAGGUGGCCUAUGGGCUGACCAAUAUCCAGGUCAACAACUUGUCCAUUGAGCAGAGCGAGGUGGAGCUCAAGGAAAACGAUGCCAUYGACAUCGCCAUUAAGAACGUGAUGGCCAUCUUCAAAGGGACCCUGAACUACGGCUACGCGGGGGCCUGGUUCCUGCAGCUUUUCCAUUCCGUCGAUUUUGAAAUUGAGACCUCAAUCGAUCUGCAGCUAAACAUAAAGCUGAUGUGUCAGGAGGACCAAGUGGCUGCUGAUGCCUCGGACUGUUACCUGACCUUCCACAAACUGACACUUCAUCUCCAGGGAGAAAAGGAGCCGGGCUGGCUCAAGCAGCUCUUCACGGAUUUCAUCGCCUUUACGCUGAAGCUGGUUCUCAAGAGUGAGGUUUGCAAGGAAAUCAAUAUUCUUGCCCAGGUGCUGGCAAAUUUUAUACAAGACAUAGCAGCAAAUUUUGUCCAGGAUGAGGAUAUCAGACUUGAUAUCUCCCUUGCAUCGGUUCCUUUAAUAAAAGCAAAUUACCUGGAAUCUCAUCACAAGGGCCUUGUCCAGUACAAGAACUACUCGGAUGUCUUCAGUGACUCUCUCUUCUCCCCKUCUCUGCUGUCCGAAUCCCGAAUGCUCUACUUCUGGCUGUCCGAACAUAUCCUCAACUCUCUGGCUUCGGCGGCUUUCCUAGACGAGCGCCUCAUGUUGACCAUUGCUGGGGAGAAGUUGCAGGCACUGUUUGAAAUCGAAGACACAGAGACUCAGCGGAGGGCUGUGGAGAUGAUUUUUCAAGGUACCUCCUCCAAUGAUUCUGUGGCCAAGGUGUGGAGUCUUGCCCAGCCCCAGAUCUCUCUCCAGCCAGAAGGGACCGUGGUGAAGGCUUUGGUAGCUGCAGAGAUCAGCAUCUUUCCCCCAGGAAAAGAGCCCCUGACGGCUCUGUAUAUGGAGAAGGAGAUCACGGUCACCAUCCAAGCAGCGUAUGCAGAAAAAAGGCUGCACUUGCACCCGUUGGACUCCAGGAUAGAGUUUAAAGCCUUUAAUUGCACUGCUGAUCCAAGUGGGAAUGACGAAUCCAUAAGAAACUUCCUGCAGAAAAUGAUCUCGGUCACUGGGAUCCCAGAAGUGAUUUCAAGGAUUGAACCAACUUUAAUAUCGCUGAUGAACAGCAAAGGGCUUCAUCUGUUUGAAAUCAGAAGUCCCGAGAUCAUCACGAGAAAGGGAUACUUAAUCGUGCAACUUGACUUUAGCUUCCCGGAUCAUUUGCUUCUCGAUUUUCUUGAGAAAACAUUGUAGAGCUGGUCUCUUCCUAAAGGAGUGUGGCAACUCCUGUGCCAACAGCAAGGUGGAGCGUGCACCAAACUGAAAGCCAAGCUGAUCUAGAUCAGCUUCCAGCGGUUCAGUCGUGAAAAGUGAUGCUGGUUUUACUUUCCUUUUCCUGAGAAAUUCCCUGGUUUCUGUGCAGCUGAGCCUUUGCCUCUGCAAAGGUCUGUAUCUCCACGGUCUCUCAGUGCAGGAUGUGCUUGGGAGACAGGGUUGAGUUCUUGGAGGACGUGGCUCUGAGUCAGCACUCAUAGGCUUUGCCCAGUGCCUGGCGUCUCUGUUGUUCCACGACCCAGACACAGUGAGACGGAGCAAGCGGCUUCUGAUUUUGACAGACCUGAGCAACUCGAGUUACGUUACCAGGCUCAAUGCAGCAGCAACAGUGAAUGACCCACGUACGGCCAAAGAAGGUGAACAAGACCCAAGUUAGCARUGCUGUCUAAGAGCAAAGAGCUCU